AUGUCCACUACCAAUUCAUGCCCCUACUGUCCCGAUCGUCGUCCCUUCGAGCGUCAGCAGCCCAUGCACAUCCCCGAGGGCACCCACGUUACCUACGCCGAGAGGCGCGUCCUUGAGCAGAGAUAUCCUGGUGAAGCGAUGGUGACGCAGUACUCGUCACGCCCGACAGACAAGCGCAGCCGCUUCACGCUAGCAGAACAAGAGAGGAUCCGACGAAUCCAUUCGGACCAAAGGGCAAUGAGGUUCGAGGUAGUGCCCGAACAGCCCGGUCAUCCGAUGGACAUCAACAAGCCGCUGCCGCCCCGACCUUUUACAGGUGCCUUCUCGCUCGUUGGAGCAGUCAGAGUCGUCGCAGGGUUUCGAGACUCGUACGCAGAGCGAAGGGCCGCAACCUCGCAGAGAGGCGCGGAGCAGGUUCGAACGUCCCCCAAGACACCCGCAAAGGAUUCAUGCCAUGUGGAGAUGUCGCAGACCUUACAGAUACCAUCCAAGGCGGAUCAUCAGUCAAGCAUUGGACAUCUCGCGGUACAAAUCCGGCCACAGCCCAAGGACCGUGGCUCAACAUAG
This is a messenger RNA of Verticillium alfalfae VaMs.102, 567 nucleotides long. RefSeq lists its product with no specific name. The coding region runs from base 1 to 567 and encodes 188 amino acids. The transcript has a single exon. Lineage: Eukaryota; Fungi; Ascomycota; Sordariomycetes; Glomerellales; Plectosphaerellaceae. The record is from RefSeq and is a predicted model, not a curated record.